This is a messenger RNA of Cloeon dipterum, 4241 nucleotides long. Its product is annotated as cadherin EGF LAG seven-pass G-type receptor 2-like. The record is from RefSeq and is a predicted model, not a curated record. Bases 165 to 1853 code for a protein of 562 amino acids. Gene Ontology annotation, biological process: adenylate cyclase-activating G protein-coupled receptor signaling pathway; cell surface receptor signaling pathway. NCBI's taxonomy places the organism in Eukaryota, Metazoa, Arthropoda, Insecta, Ephemeroptera, Baetidae. Gene Ontology annotation, cellular component: plasma membrane. The transcript is spliced from 10 exons. Gene Ontology annotation, molecular function: G protein-coupled receptor activity.
GCGAGGGGCCGACGGCGCCGGCGCCGUGGAGGCUGCAGGGCCACAGUCAUCUCGCCGAGUGGCCGGGCCAGCAUCUGCAGCGGCCGAGACAUGAGGCGCCCCCGCACCGCGUCGCGCUGAGCAGCCACCGAAUCCGUCUCCGGUGUUGUGACAGCUCGAGUGACAUGGCCCGCACCUGGAAAAUUUAUGUUUGGACCAUCCUGGCAUUUAUUAUUACUUGGCUGGCCUCUCAGUCAAUGGCAGCUCUGGCUACUCACGAUAACUCUAUACCAGGGCUGAAAGGAGCGAAGAACGCGACCAACUCGUCGGCUCCGCGAGCCCGUCCGUUGGUAGCAAAGUUGCGAGUGAGCCCGAUAGCCCGCGGUGGCGUCUUCCCGGUCGGCUCGGCGGUCAAGUCGGCGUCGAGGGCCACACAGGAGAACGAGUACUACUCCUACGAGUACUCAGACGAGCCGCUUGCCAACGACAACAACAACAGUGGAAAAAGUGAGGCGGCAAUUUGGCUGCAAGGAGUGGUUCCCGACCCUGAAGCGGUCAAGGCUGCGGAGGAGAUCGAGGGACAGGCCCUGAGCGACGAGCCAGAGGAGGAAGUGGAGCUGCCGGAAAACAGUCUCGCCGACGGCGAUCUCCACGAUCACGACGUCAUGGACAGCGUCAUGUUCAUCUACUUUGGCCCCAACGAGCAAGAGAGUGGUGGAACAACUAGCCAGGUAGUGCUCGCGGGAAUGGUCGUGGCCCUGCUCGCUCAGGGAUUGACAGCCUUCGGCGCCCUGAGAAAGGUGGCCAGAUCAAGGUGCAGGUCCACCCCUUCGGCAGGAAUUCCGUCGGGUUCUGUGCACGCGGCAAUUGUGCUGCUUCACACAGAACUUGCACUCGCGACUGCUUCGCUGGUUUUCAUCUUUGCAGUCCACGCCACAAUGGACGGUGCGCGUUGCGAGGCGGUUUCAUUGUUGCUGCACUACCUCCACCUGAGCGCCGCAUGCUGGCUCACGGCCAACAGCGUCAGGGUCUACAUCUGGCUUGCCAGGGAAACCUCACUCGCACACGAAAGAUCCUCGUCGAGGCCACCCGGCCUUCAGGGAUUGGCCGUCAUCGCCUGGGCUCUACCACUGCUGCUCGUUUUGCUGAGCUACAUGAUCCAUCCUCGAGGCUAUGAAUACCGAAGAUACUGCUGGCUUUCCAUCCAAAAGGGAAUGCUCGUCUCCUAUUUGGUGCCGGUCGCAUUUUUGAUAACGGCGACAACAGCUUUGGCAGUGAUGGGGGUGCGGAAGGCGCCACACAAGUUGCACUGCACGGCCGCCGAGGACGCUGCCCGGCUGAGUCUCCGUCUCAGCGCCUGGACGAUGCCCCUGUUCGCCGUGUCUUGGUUCUUUAGCGUGCUGGCCCUCGAGCAGUCGCAGUCCCUGGCGGCCUCGCUCCUAUUCGCAAUCACCGUUGCCAUUUUCAAUUGGUUCUUGUUCGCGUGCUCGUCGACUCUUUUUCCCGACUGUCCCUCCACGCUGGUGCGCAACUUCCACCCGCUCGCGAUGCCCGCGGGUCCGCACGGCCCUGGCAACCUGCUGACCGCACCGCCAUCACCUUUGCAGAACGACGCCCAGCCGCUGCUACCUGCCACAACUGCGGGCAUGAGCGGACGCGACUGGAACCACGGAUGGACACCACGCACACACCCUGAGCUACCCUCACCGGCAGACAGGUCGGUUUGGGCUGAGGACGAUGAUGCUGGUGGCACAGCAGGAGCCGCAGCCUCCUCUGCCCUGGCGUGCCACCCUGAGGAUGACCUGAUUGAGCCUGAAGAAACGAGCGAGCUGCUGGAACUCCGCCUCGAGAACAUAAGCACCAUCAGCACUUAAAGACUUAAUACGGCAAAAUUGCAAGGAAUGCAAAUUAACUCUUUUACAAAAACUAAGAACACAGAGGUACUUGAAAUUCAAUUGGGAGACGGCUAAUUUUUCGCACAGUUAGUAAAUAGGUUCGGGCUUGAAGUUUGCUUCAGACACAAUCUCUGAGAAUACGUUGAAGCAAAGAAAUUUUGAAGCGAUGAUUGAAGGAGUUAAUUGCGGCCCAUUUUAAAUCGCUUCUGCAUAGAAGUUGAGGGGAAACCUAAGAGCGUAAAUUCGGUUGCAGAACAAUUUAUUCAACUCAUUGUGUAGGCCUAUAUUAGGCAAUGAACUAUAUGCAUUUUUAAUUAUCUCUUUCACAUUUACACUGAAUCGUGCAAUUAUACAAGAUAACAUUUUCGUGAAUCAUUUCAUUUAAGUGCUAUAUUUGGAGAUCACCAAAAGUUUGAAUUUACCAUGUUACGCUCUCAUAGAGUCGCACAAAGUUUGAUUUCCCCCUUUUCGUUUGUUUCAUUAAUUAUGAUAUUAUCUCAAAGUUAUAUUGAAAUAUGUGCAAUUAAAAAUACGAAGCAAGUUGUUGUAAUAAAUGCUUACAAGCGGAUAGAAAAUGAUUGAAUUGAUGGCCUACACUUGAAACAAUCUCACAAACAGCAAUUAUUUCUCUCAGAUCACGAUUGGAUGGUUUAAAAGCAAAUUUUGUCCCUUUUGGAACAAUGCUACACGCAUUGAUAUGUUAGAAAUAUAAAUUGAAUUUAAUGAAAAUAUAUUGUGGAAAAUUGUCGACCCUGCCGUUAGCUAGUACUAUAUCAAAAUAGAAACGGUGAUAGGCGUGCAGUUUGGGAAAAUUACGGCAAUCAGGAAUGUUAUCUUUGUAAUCAAUAGGUGCUGUUAAAAGUAAAAACGAAACAAAAAAAAAUAAUUGGUUGAUCGAUUGAGUCUUUCAAAAAACAAACGGAGGAUCUCGAGGAAAGAGAUUGCUCUUUUUACUUGUAAUUAAACAUUUAACGCGAGACGGUUAUCUGCAGAGACCGAGAUUAAUUUACCUCACAAUAGCGAACAUAAUUAUUAUAUAUUACGAUAAAAUGACAAACAAUUAGAGUUGCCUUUCGGAUUUUCCUAUAACGUGUAAUUUUGGUCUCUAUAACGUACAUAUUGCCAGCGUUUUAGCAUUUUGUGAUCUCGACUAAUAUGCAUAAUAUGUAUUAUAACAUGGAUGACACGUUAAUAUAUUUAAAAAUUUAAAGAAUAGCUCAUUUCGUAGGCGAAUCUAAUAGCAACCCUAUCCAUCUUCUUAUGGUGCUCAAGUGUAAUUAAAUGGAUUGAGAUUCUUCCCGAGAUUUCCCUCAAGUAAAAUUGUGUCAACAAACAAUUUUCUCCAUUUUUGACACACAAAACACGCAUGUGGAUUAUGAUCGAGACGACGACGACCCACUCUAUUUGUAAGAUGUGUACAUUAUUAUAUAUUUCAAAAUGAAAAUUAGACAUUAAGCAAGAGGAAAUCACAUAACACAAUCUCUAUUACGCCAAGCUAAUAAUCAUAAGCGAGGAGGCAAUCUUGAAAGUGACAUUUUUUGUGCUAACGGCCUCCUGAUCUUGGCAAAAGUGUAAAUUAUUUGACUCCAAACAGUGAUAGGGACGCAAUCCUAAUAAAUCAUUACAUCAUACUUUGAGGCAGACGUCGGCCGUUGACCGUCAAAUGUUGUUUCCAAAAUUGCCUGCUUAAGUUCUCACGAUUGCUCACCUCGAAUUAGUUGAAAAUCACUCUCACUCGAUCCCAUACAGCUAACAUUCGGAGAGUUGCAGCUGAAACACCUUUGGCAGCUAAGCAGCAUUGUUGCGACGUCGAUUUUUUUGUGAAAAGCAUUGCAAUCACUUGUAAUAAUAACACAAAAGUAUCAUUUUCAUGUUCGUCUUCCAUAUUAUCAACUACCAUAGCAAAAGACUACUUGGCGAGGAAAUUAAAAUUUGAGUAUUACAAUGUAUAGUACAGUUAUUUCCGCUUUCAGGCUUUUUGAACUUUCCCACGGUUAAUUUCUAGUUGGAUAAGAAAAUUUUGCAUUUCUAUUUGUAAGCCUAGAUUGUUUAGCGUAUUUUAGUGCAUGGAUUUCUAUUAUCAAACUGACACCGUGUCAAGCAAAAGGAAUGCGAGCCAACGGACCUGGGAUUUUUACCCCAUUUCGAAUUGCGUAAAAUAAUGCAAACAAACCAAACCAAUUAUUAUACGAGGGAAUUAUUAAUUUUUAAUUGAUUCUUAUGCGUAGAUUUUUCAAACUUUACGAGAAGAUUGUAAUUCAAAAAGUAAAAAAAACAUGUACUUAACACAAAAUAAUGGCAUACACAAGCAACACACCAUCUUUGGAUUCUGUAAAUUUUGAAAUCAAUAAAUGCUUCAAAUUAAAA